Molecule: messenger RNA, 2737 nt
Organism: Xiphias gladius (swordfish)
Lineage: Eukaryota; Metazoa; Chordata; Actinopteri; Istiophoriformes; Xiphiidae
Product: plexin-B1-like
Exons: 11
Biological process (GO): positive regulation of axonogenesis; regulation of cell migration; regulation of GTPase activity
Cellular component (GO): semaphorin receptor complex
Molecular function (GO): semaphorin receptor activity; protein binding
Source: RefSeq, a predicted model, not a curated record
UUUACUGUUGAGCGUGGUCAUAGAAAAUACGACGAGCACAUGAAAGCAGCAUUCCCUUUGUCAAACCUUUUAUGCCUGCGAGGAGCUGGCCAUUGAGCGCAGCAAUGAAUCGUUCCCACCACCACUUACCAGCUACAUGUGGGGCAAGAGGGAAGAUAUAAAACUAAGCAUUACUUCUUUUUUUUUUUAACUGCUUGGAAUAACGGCACUGAUUUUUUUUUCACAAAGCCUUUAGGUUUGUUAACUAGUGAACGUUUGAUGCAUGAGAGGAAAUUUGCAAGUUUUUACUGAACGACAAUGGAAUCUGUGAUCUCCGAACCUCGAGGAAUAACGUUAUCCCUUUCGGCUGAUGUGUCUGCAUAUACAAGCACCGGUUGCGGACAAAUUGUGCGCGCUAAAUGAAACCAAGGAAAACUUGUUUGCUUUGCUGUAACGAGCUUUAAACCAGCGUUUUGAGCAACUGAUUGAGUUGUACACCGGGCAAGGUUUGGACAGAUCCUCAUGGGAACCAUGGAAAGAUUGGAAAUGGCAGGAAUAGAGCAGUAGACUUCCACAGGUUGUGUCCAGAAGGAUGUGUUUUUAAACCCAUGCUGCUGGGAGGUCAAGAGGUGAUAUGCCUCUGUAAAACACCACUGGAAACAAAUGCUCUGCUGCCAUGCCUCCGGGGAUGGUGCAUCGUCUUUCAGUGUUAGCAGUCCAGACACUGCUGUCUCUCCUGCUGCUAGCCAUUGGCCAGCCCUUCAUCUCAUUACCCAGCUGCAUUGUCCAGGGAUCAGACUCCUCCCCCUCUAGUCUUCAUCCCACCUUUUUCCGGAAUGACACUCUGUUCGAGCACUUGGCCCUGCAUCCCGACCCCAUCGUGGGACGGGUCUAUAUCGGGGCCCGUGAUCAACUGUUCCAGCUGGAUCGAUUCCUCCAACCCGAACUCCAUGAUGACACUGGACCUGUCACAGACAGUCGGGAGUGCUUACCUCCUGUUACUGAGAGCAACUGCCCUCAGGCUAGGGUCACCAGUAACCACAACAAGCUCCUACUGGUUGAUCCUUACUCCAUGGAACUUAUUACCUGUGGGAGCGUCAACCAAGGAAUCUGUCAGAAACGUAGUCUCGAUUCUGUGGAUAUGGUACUUUUCUCCACCAAGAGACCAGUGGAUACCCAGUAUGUAGCAGCCAACCACCCAAAUGUUAGUACUGUUGGGCUUGUGGUUCAGUCACAUCCUGACAGGCAGCCAGUACUGUUUGUGGGCCGGGGUUACACAAGCAGCCAUCCACCUAUUUCCACAAGAAACCUCGCCCAGGAACCUAUCUUUUCUUACGAGGAGACCGCCAAGUUGGCUGUGGCCGGCCGGCUCUCAGAAUAUGACCAUCAUUUUGUGGCUUCGUUUGCCCACAGUCAGCAUGUAUACUUCCUUUUCUACAGACGGGACCUUAAAUCACAGUCGCGUGAGUACCGCACCUACGUCUCUCGUGUAUGUUUGGAUGACCAGUCCUAUUACUCCUAUGUGGAAGUACCUUUGACAUGCCGAUCCAGGCCAGGAAAAAUUUACAACCUGCUGCAAGCUGCCCAACUCGGGCUUUCCAAGGAUGGUGUGAUGAGUCGAGGCUCGGAGAUUCUUCUUGGUGUCUUCUCCACUCGUUUGGCUUCAUCAUCUCGGCCCAGUGAGGACUCAGCCCUCUGUAUGUUUAAUCUUGAAGAUGUGGACCGCAGGAUUAACUCCACCAGAGACCUCUGCUACACUCAAAUGGGCAAAGAAGCAGGAGUGGAGGCGGCCUACAUUGAGUACGAAGUCAAGUCUAACUGUGCCAACCUGCCAGAGAACACCCUGGACGCCUACCCCUGCGGCUCUGACCACACCCCCAGUCCAAUGGCCAGCCGAAUCGCUGUGGAGGCAGAAACAAUAUUGGAUAGCCCAUCUGCCCGUCUCACCGCUGUGUCCGUCAGCGUAAGGGCAGGACAUACCAUCGCCUUCCUGGGAGACUCCAAAGGGAACCUGCACAAGGUGUUCCUUGGGCCAAACGGCGAAGUGGAGGAGUAUUCCGUCAUUUCUAUUCAGCAGAACACACCCAUCAGCUCAGACCUCUACCUUGACCAGAAAGAGGAACAUCUCUUCAUCAUGACCCAUAACAUGCUGCAGAAGAGGCCAGUGGCUGAAUGCCAGCAGCACCCAGACUGCCACUCCUGCCUGCUGGCCCACGACCCCUAUUGUGGGUGGUGUAUCCUGGAGGGAAGGUGUGCGUUGCAGUCAGAGUGUGCUCGUGGGAACCAACCAGGUCAGUGGCUGUGGAGCUUCGACAUGGAGCAGCAGUGUCUGAACGUGAAGGACCUCAACCCCUCCAACAUCAGCAGGGAGGAGAGCAGGAUGGUAUCUCUGUCAGUCCCCGGUCUUCCAGUGUUAGAGAAAGAUGAGUCCUACUCCUGCUUCUUCCAGGACAACCAUAGUCCAGCAACUGUCACCGAAACUGGGGUCACCUGCAAUUCACCUAAAAUCACCAGAGUACCUUUGGUGCCUCCAGGACAAGACUUUGUCAGAGUCACAGUGUCUCUUCGUUUUGGCGAUGUCACCAUCACAGCAAGGGAUUUCAUCUUCUAUGACUGCAUGGCUGUUAAGCAGAUGUCUGGCAGCAUGCCUUGCCACGGUUGUGUUUUGAGCCAGUGGGGCUGUAACUGGUGUGUUCACCAGCACAUGUGUACCCACAAGCCCACCUGUGAUGAGGGGGUGAUCAUCUACAACCAACAC